UUAGUUGCAGAAUCUCACUCCCUCACUCUCUGUCUCUCUCUCUCUCUCUCUCUCUCUCUCUCUCUUAACUAAUAUCUACAAGUACAAAACAUGCUUACCCUGAAUCUCAACACUCCUUCCAUCACUGUCACUUUCUCCAAAUCCACCCAUCACUACCCCAUCAAUGCCUCCCCCUCUUCUUCCCCCAACACAAGAUUCCCCACCUCAUCUGUUCUCCUCCACACACCCACCAAGCCUUUCACCAGAAUCCAUGCCCACCCAUUUGGAUUCUCUUCAAAACCCACUUCCCAGAUCCAUGGUUUGAACCCAAAGUUCCCAUCUUUGUUCUCCUCCAAACCCAGAUCCCAAACCCCAAAAGCUUCUUCUGCUUCAGAAGCCAACCCCAAUGGAGAUAUUGAACCCACAGUUCCAAAGCCUAAAGUCACAACCGCCCAGCUUUCCUUGAUCUUUGGGCUCUGGUACUUCCAGAACAUUGUCUUCAAUAUCUACAACAAGAAGGCACUGAAUGUUUUCCCAUUCCCAUGGCUUCUGGCUUCCUUUCAGCUCUUUGCCGGGUCCGUCUGGAUGUUGAUCCUCUGGUCUCUGAAGCUCCAGCCAUGCCCGAAAAUCUCGAAACCGUUCAUUGUUGCUCUCCUUGGCCCUGCAUUGUUCCACACCGUAGGCCACAUCUCGGCCUGCGUCUCAUUCUCUAAGGUCGCUGUGUCCUUCACCCAUGUCAUCAAGUCUGCGGAGCCUGUCUUUUCGGUGGUGUUUUCGUCGUUCCUAGGGGAGACUUACCCCAUACAGGUCUGGCUUUCGAUUCUUCCUAUUGUUAUGGGUUGUUCUCUAGCUGCUGUUACUGAGGUGACAUUCAAUUUGCAAGGCCUGUGGGGGGCUUUAAUUAGCAAUGUGGGGUUUGUGUUGAGGAACAUUUAUUCGAAACGGAGCUUGCAGAGCUUUAAAGAAAUAGAUGGGUUGAAUUUGUAUGGUUGCAUCAGUAUAAUUUCUCUGUUUUAUUUGUUUCCUGUGGCGGUUUUGGUUGAAGGAUCGCAAUGGGUUCAAGGGUAUCAUAGAGCUUUAGCAUCUGUGGGGGAACCAUCCACAUUUUACUUUUGGGUGUUGUUGUCCGGAGUGUUUUACCAUCUGUAUAACCAGUCGAGUUAUCAGGCUCUUGAUGAGAUUAGCCCUUUGACAUUCUCUGUUGGAAACACAAUGAAGAGGGUGGUGGUGAUUGUGUCUACUGUGUUGGUGUUCAGAAAUCCAGUUAGACCUCUUAAUGCACUUGGGUCCGCUGUGGCGAUAUUUGGGACAUUCUUGUAUUCUCAGGCAACAGCUAAGAAGAAAAAGGAAGCUGAAAAGAAGAAUUAGAAAUAGGCCUCAGUUUGUUUGUUGUAGGUGCUUAGUUUUUGACCUGGUAAAAUUUGUGAACUUGCUCUGGUUUAUUCAUCAGCUUCCAAAUUUUAAUAAUAUCUCCAGGAGUCCGGGUUUCUUUUCA
Messenger RNA from Rosa rugosa (rugosa rose), 1474 nucleotides. Its product is annotated as xylulose 5-phosphate/phosphate translocator, chloroplastic. NCBI's taxonomy places the organism in Eukaryota, Viridiplantae, Streptophyta, Magnoliopsida, Rosales, Rosaceae. Gene Ontology annotation, biological process: transmembrane transport. The record is from RefSeq and is a predicted model, not a curated record. Gene Ontology annotation, cellular component: membrane; Golgi apparatus. Gene Ontology annotation, molecular function: phosphoglycerate transmembrane transporter activity; triose-phosphate transmembrane transporter activity; antiporter activity.